CAGGCCAGCUCUCUGCUGUGGCCAGGGAGUGCAGUGGAGGAUGGCCCAGGUACUUGGGCCCUGCACCCCAUGGGAGACCAGGAUAAGUACCUGGCUCCUGCCAUCGGAUCAGCGCGGUGCUCUGGCUGUUGGAGGGUGAACCAAGGGCAAAGGAAGACCAAAGAAUUGAGUAUUUGUGUUUUGUCCACACUUAGAACCGAGUCUGAAGCAGGAGGAAGAGAUUUUGGUUCAUGGGGGUCAGAGGUGCUUUUGUUUUUGUUUCAUGUGAAGAAACUUGAAGAUGUGUUUAUUUGAAAGGCAGAGUUAGAGAGAUCGCCCAUCCUCUAGUUCAUUCUCCGCAUGGCCGCAGCGACUGGGGCUGAGCCAGGCCAAAGCCAGGAGCCUGGAACUCCAUCUGGGUCUCCCAUGUGGAUGGAGGGGCCCAAAGACCUGGGUCAUCUUCCGCUGCUUUCCCAGGUGCGUUAGGUAGGGAGCUGGAUCGGAAGCAGAACAGCCAGGCCUGAAACUGGUGCCCCUGUGGAAUGCGGACAUUGCAGGCGGUGGCGGCUUAACGCCCUGUGCCACCGCACCGCUCCCCCGGAGGCACUUCUGGUCCAUCCUGGCCAGUGUGUCUUGGGUUUAGUUAAUGGGGAUCAUGAUCACGUAUGUCUGGGCUAGAAGGUUCAGGGGGGACAGAUGACUCACCCGGGUCUCGGAGCUGAUCUGCAGGAGCAGUGAAGGUAGUGGAGACGAGCCCUGGGGCAGGAGGGAGGCCUGUGGGCCUGGAGGCAGGGCCGACUUGGUGGAGGAGGGAUUAUUAGGGAGCAUUUGCUGAGGCCCGGGAGCAGGUGACUGUACAAACAAGUUGAUCUCAGUGCCUCUCAAGUUGAUCUAAGCCGCUGGCGGAGGCCUCUGGCUCUCCAGGGAGCCCCCAGAUGCCUGAAGACUCUGGCAGUUGCCUGCCCAUGACGCCCCGGAUGGAGAGCCACUUGGAUGAAGAUCUUGCCGGGGCUGGCAGUGACCUGGGCUGGAAGAGUAGGGGUCCCCAGACCCAGAGCUCAGAGGGCUGCUCAGUGGAAGCCGUGCUGGGUCGGAAGAAGCACCGCCGGCGGCCCUCGAAGCGCAAGCGACACUGGCGGCCCUACCUGGAGCUGAGCUGGGCGGAGAAGCAACAGCGGGACGAGAAGCAGAGCCAGAGGGCCUCCAGGGUCCGCGAGGAAAUGUUUGCCAAAGGCCAGCCCGUGGCGCCCUACAACACCACGCAGUUCUUGAUGAACGACCGAGACCCGGAGGAGCCCAACCUGGAUGUGCCCCACGGGGUCUCCCACCCGGGCUCCGGCGGGGAGAGUGAGGGAGGGGACAGUGACGGGCGGGGCCGAGCACACGGCGAGUUCCAGCAGAGGGACUUCUCUGAGGCCUACGAGCGCUACCACACCGAGAGCUUGCAGGGCCGCAGCAAGCAGGAGCUGGUGCGAGACUACCUAGACCUGGAGAGGCGGCUGUCGCAGGCCGAGGAAGAGACCAGACGGCUGCAGCAGCUGCAGGGGAGCACGGGCCAGUGGCGCUGCCGCCACGUGGAGGAGCUGGCCGCCGAGGUGGAGCGGCUGCGCACCGAGAACCAGCGGCUUCGGCAGGAGAACCAGAUGUGGAUCCGCAGGGGCAGCCCCCGUGACGACGAGCUGGGCACCGAGGAGUGCCCCCCCAGGCAGAUGGACCCAAGGCCAGCUGGGUCUCAGGGAGGCAGGUGACAGAGGGCAGCAGCCCCGCACCCCUGAGAACAGCUGUAGGGGGGUCCGACUUCCACCCUGUCGUUUCCACAGUUGGUUCUUUGACGCCAUGUUCGUUUUUACAGAGAAAUAAAUGGUCUUGUUGAGACCCAA
Messenger RNA from Oryctolagus cuniculus (rabbit), 1859 nucleotides. NCBI's taxonomy places the organism in Eukaryota, Metazoa, Chordata, Mammalia, Lagomorpha, Leporidae. The record is from RefSeq and is a predicted model, not a curated record.